Molecule: messenger RNA, 6409 nt
Organism: Acinonyx jubatus (cheetah)
Lineage: Eukaryota; Metazoa; Chordata; Mammalia; Carnivora; Felidae
Gene: CNTN1
Product: contactin 1
Exons: 17
Coding region: 278-2161 (627 amino acids)
Biological process (GO): brain development; cell-cell adhesion
Molecular function (GO): cell-cell adhesion mediator activity
Source: RefSeq, a predicted model, not a curated record
AGGCCCGGCUUCUGCUGUCAAGUAGCUAGGCAGGGCUCCGCCGAGGCUAGGAGGGGCGCCGGGUGCGGAGAUGCGCUCCCAGGUGUUUGCAGCGGAAGAGGGAAACCUGUAGGUUACAGUCCAGCCGCGCGGCGCCGAGGCGAGCAGGAGCACAGAACAGAUAUCCAAUUUGGAUCAUUUCUGAAGCUGAAUUCAGAACAAUCUUAAGGUGUUUACUAUCCAACUGUCAUAAAGCUAAAGCUUUUUUGAAAAAUCAAAACUAACUUCUGCACCUAAGAUGAAAAUGUGGUUGCUGGUCAGUCACCUUGUGAUAAUAUCUUUUACAACCUGCUUAUCAGAGUUUACAUGGUACAGAAGAUAUGGUCAUGGAGUUUCUGAGGAAGACAAAGGAUUUGGACCAAUUUUCGAAGAGCAGCCAAUCAAUACCAUUUAUCCAGAGGAAUCACCAGAAGGAAAAGUUUCACUAAACUGUAGGGCACGAGCCAGCCCUUUCCCAGUUUACAAAUGGAGAAUGAAUAAUGGGGAUAUUGACCUGACAAGUGAUCGGUACAGUAUGGUAGGAGGAAACCUGGUUAUCAACAACCCUGACAAACAGAAAGAUGCUGGAAUAUAUUACUGUUUGGCAUCAAAUAACUAUGGGAUGGUCAGAAGCACUGAAGCAACCCUGAGCUUUGGAUAUCUUGACCCUUUCCCACCUGAGGAGCGUCCUGAGGUCAGAGUGAAAGAAGGGAAGGGAAUGGUGCUUCUCUGUGAUCCUCCCUACCAUUUUCCAGAUGACCUUAGCUACCGCUGGCUUCUAAAUGAAUUUCCUGUAUUUAUCACAAUGGAUAAACGAAGAUUUGUGUCUCAGACGAAUGGAAAUCUCUACAUUGCAAAUGUCGAGGCAUCAGACAAAGGCAAUUAUUCCUGCUUUGUAUCCAGUCCUUCUAUUACAAAGAGUGUGUUCAGCAAAUUUAUCCCACUCAUUCCACAACCUGAACGAACAACAAAACCAUAUCCUGCUGAUAUCGUAGUUCAGUUCAAGGACAUUUAUGCAUUGAUGGGCCAAAAUGUGACAUUAGAGUGUUUUGCGCUUGGCAAUCCCGUUCCUGAUAUCCGAUGGCGGAAGGUCCUAGAACCAAUGCCAAGUACUGCUGAGAUCAGCACCUCUGGGGCUGUCCUCAAGAUCUUCAAUAUUCAGCUAGAAGAUGAAGGCACAUAUGAAUGUGAGGCUGAGAACAAUAGAGGAAAGGAUAAACACCAGGCAAGAAUUUAUGUUCAAGCGUUUCCUGAGUGGGUAGAACAUAUCAACGACACAGAGGUGGAUAUAGGCAGUGACCUCUAUUGGCCUUGUGUGGCCACAGGGAAGCCCAUCCCUACAAUCCGAUGGCUGAAAAAUGGAUACGCGUAUCAUAAAGGGGAGUUGAGACUGUAUGAUGUGACUUUUGAAAAUGCUGGCAUGUACCAGUGCAUAGCUGAAAACACACAUGGAGCCAUAUAUGCAAAUGCGGAGUUGAAGAUCUUGGCUUUGGCUCCAACUUUUGAAAUGAAUCCUAUGAAGAAAAAGAUCUUAGCUGCUAAGGGAGGAAGGGUCAUAAUUGAAUGCAAACCUAAAGCAGCACCCAAGCCAAAAUUCUCAUGGAGUAAAGGGACAGAGUGGCUCGUCAAUAGCAGCAGAAUACUCAUUUGGGAAGACGGCAGCUUGGAAAUAAAUAACAUUACAAGAAAUGAUGGAGGUAUCUAUACAUGCUUUGCAGAAAAUAAUAGAGGGAGGGCUAAUAACACUGGCACUCUUGUUAUUACAGAUCCCACGCGAAUUAUAUUGGCCCCAAUUAAUGCUGAUAUUACUGUUGGAGAAAAUGCUACCAUGCAGUGUGCUGCGUCCUUUGAUCCCGCCCUGGAUCUCACAUUUAUUUGGUCCUUCAAUGGCUAUGUGAUCGAUUUUAACAAAGAGAACAUUCAUUACCAGCGUAAUUUUAUGCUGGAUUCCAAUGGAGAACUGCUCAUCCGAAAUGCCCAGCUGAAGCAUGCUGGGAGAUACACGUGCACUGCUCAGACAAUCGUGGACAAUUCUUCAGCUUCAGCUGAUCUUGUUGUGCGAGGUAAAAACAGAAAAGAUGGAGAGAAAAACAUGGUGGAUCCUUUUCUCCCCGUCUGUGCCAGCCUGCCUCCAACCUGGUGAUCGUUGACACUCACCAUUUGUGUGAAAGCCUUUUUUUCUUUCUUUCUUUUUUUUUUUAACAUAUUAUUCUAGAUUAUACUAAUUUACUCAAUUUUGUAGCUUCUGCAGUUUUCCCUCCCAUCUAGAUCUUAGAGGAUUUUUCCCCCUUUGAAACUUCUAAACAUACUUUUGAGCAGGAAGAUAUUUAAAAAUAUAAUUAUAGCUUCACUAAUAUGAAAAAUGGCUAGUGAACUAACCUAGUACGUCUUAUAAUGGCCAAGUGAAAUUUUUGUGUUUUCAUGUCCUGUUUUUCAUUGAAAUUACAUAUCUCAGAAAUUAGCUCAUUAUCUGAAAAAAAAUUAUGAAGAACUGGUGAAUUAUAAUACAGGAGUAUUGCCACUGAAUGGACUGUUUGAUUUAGCCAAGCAGGUAAUGAACAGUGUUGUUGUCAAAUUCACGAAGGUGUCAUAUUAAUUAGGAUGCAUUCUAAGGAGCAUUACUCCAUUGGUCUUUUGUAUCCUGAUGCCAUAUAUAUAUUCUUUGGCAAGAAUGGAUGAAAAGCAGCAAUAAACAACUCAAGACUGUCCAUGGCUCUGUAGGGUUUUUGGAACAAUUCCUGGGAUUGGGAAGUGAAAAUGGACAGCAUGCAGAGAAAAUUGUUGUCUCAGUAGCAAGGUUUAUGUGAAGAUACCAAGCCGUUAACAGCAUGGAUGUGUAUUUAAUUUUAUUAACUCCUACCAUCAACCUUCUUGGAUCUUUAAUUUGGGCAGGAAAUUUGAGACUGUGACUGGAAGGACUUGAGCAGAAGUGAAAGAUUAAAAUGAAGUAUAUAUAAUUCUUUCUGGGACUGCUUAAAUUUCAUUGUUUCAGAAUACUUUAAUUUUUCCCCUUUGGUCAAAAAGACAUGCUUAAAAUUCUUGUCUCUUUACCAGAAAUAAUUUUGCUCUUAAACAGGUUUAUAUUUAGGUAUAAGGUAUUAUACAAACUUCUCGUUUAGUAGCUCAAGCAACCCCAUCUGUUGUUGGAAGAACUCUCAGGAAAGUUUUGAGGGAUAUGGAUAUGACUCUUAAAUAUAUAUAUAUGUAGUGUUCUUUUUUAAAUAACUCAUUAGUCAUCAUAAAGGAAUAAAAAUCUCUGGCUCAAAAUGUUGUUAAUUUCCAUCUUUUUAAUUUUUUUAAAAAUUUCCACUCUCAAUUAUUGUCACAGAUGGAACUAUCUUAGAAUUUAGAAUAGAGAUCCAGAUCAAUUGCCAUUUUAAUAAGAUAUUUAGAAUUUUUCUGAAACUCUCAUGUACCUGUAAAUAUCAUCAUGGAGAUACGUGCAUGAAUCAUCAUUGUGGGCAUCUUCUUUCACAGACCGUAAUUGAAAGUAUACCACCAAGACCAGAUGGGGAUAUAGUUGUUGGUUUAAAAAAAAAAAUUUAAUGUUUAUUUAUUUUUGAGAGAGAGACAGAGUGUGAGCAGGGGAGGGGUAGAGAGAGAGGGAGACACAGAAUCUGAGCUGUCAGCAUAGAACCUGAUGCGGGGCUCAAACUCACGGGCCAUGAGAUCAUGACCUGAGCUGAAGUCAGACACUUAACCGACUGAGCCACCCAGAUGCCCCUAGGUGGGGAUAUAGCUUUAAAAAAGAAAGAAUAAAAAUUUGAAAGAAAAUCACAUGACAACAAAUGUGCUUUUCCUGUUUCUGGGAAAGGGAGAAUAUUCUUGUUUAAAUAAACUGCAUUGAUAAUAAGUAGAGGUUAUAAAGAUUCAUUGCUCUCCUGUUAGAUUUAUUCUCAUUACGAAUGGAUCUAAGUUCACUUCUCUCAGUGUUAGAGGUUAAAAAACUACCAUGCUCCUAUUAAAUGGUAGGGAUGUUUAAUAUUCACCUUCACCUUAGUAGAGCUUUAAACAUUGACAAGACCCCGUGACAUUGAACUGUGUUUCAGAACAUUAUGUAGAACCAUUGUCUUAACUAAUUUUGAGAACAGAAAUAGGCCUACAAUAAUAAAAGGACUUUAGCUGACACAUACUGGUAAAAAAAGAGGUCGCCCCUCCUAAUAUAACUGAUGUCCUUGUGAUUUUUUUCAAGAUUAUUUUAUUUUAAAAGGGAAGAUAAUUUGUUCUGAGAAGUUUUUGUUUCCUUAACAUUCAAACUUUUCAUUAAAAAUUGCUAUUUUAGUAAAAAAUAAACAAAGAAUCACAGAGUUUUGCGUGUGGUGUUUGCUUUAAUUACUUAAUGGGAAUUACAGGUAGAGAGUAGUGCUAGAUGUGUUUCACGCUUGCAGCAGCUCUGGAACGUGAAGGUUUAUAUUAAAUGUGUGUGCCAUGUGGAAGGGAGUCCCAAAAGGACCAAAAGUUUAGGGUCCGGUUGUUUUGGAAAGUCAGUGUUUAAGAAGAAGAAAGUCCAUUAGUAAUCAGUACUGCCUAAGUGUCAGCACAAACUCAAGCAAUGCACGGGGUGGAGUCAUGGCUGCUGUGCACCCUGUUUAAUUCUGGAGGGUCCCAAUUUCAAAUCUUCUAUCCCAUUUGACUCAUCCUAAAAUGUGUCUCAAUUAUUGAUGGAGACAUUUUAAAAUAUUUUUUUCCUGGCCAUUUUUUCUCAAGUGUCUAAACUCCUUUUCAUAGAAUGUUACUACUUUCCCAAAGAAGAAAUGGCCAAAUUGAUAAAUAGUUGUGUUCUUGCUCAGUUUUUCCUCUGAUUACCUAUGACCAAGAAUUGAGUGGAAAUCACAUCUGUAUUUCGCUCAUACAUAGGUAUUUUUACCUAAAGACACUGGCAAAAUUAAGGAAAGAUUAACAGAUGGCUUUAUGUGAUCAAGAAAAACUGGGGAUAUAUUGAGUAUGAAUUUAUAGACAGCUGAUGUGUUUAUCUUCAUUUAUCUGAGUUAACAGAUCAAGCAAAGAUUUAAAAAGUUAUGGUCAUUGUAUAACAGUUUUGGUCAUUUUUUCUAAAAUAUACACUUGUGCCCAAGAUAUUCAUAUUGUCCCCAACAAGAGAGGUCUCCAAAGAAAGCUCAAUACCAUUUUUUGAAUUUGAUUCUGAUAAUGCAAUAAUUUAAAUCAUCAUGCUAUAGUUAUUGGAAAGUUGGUUUCAUGGCAAAUUGGCUGUGUUUACAUCCUAGCUUUGUCAUUUGCUAGCUGUAUGACUGUGAUCGUUUAAUCUAUCCAUGUCUCUGUUUCCUCAUCUGUAAAGUAGCAAAAAUGAUAGCACCUACAUCAUUGAUGAUGAGAUUUAACAGUGACUUCAAUAUAAUAAGGGCCCAGUAAAAUAUAUUAUUUUUAUUAAAAUAAAAAAUAUAAAAUUUUUAUUCACUAACAUUUUAUGUCAUAUAAAUUUUAUGUUGUUACGAGUUCAUACUUGUUAAAAAAUACAUUAUAUUAUUUAAAAAAACACAGAGAGAUCCAAGAAAACAACAGGGUAAACCUGUCAGUAUUCAGGUAGCUUUUUGGAGGGCUUUUGCAGAUAGGCACCUUCGGGCUGCAGGAUCUAAAUUUCAAAUGGGCCUUUUCUCAUUUUGUGUGAGUUAUGCCAGGACACCCAGUCUCUUGUCCCAAUCUGUACUCUGUUACAAACUAUCUGGGUGACUCUGGCAAUAACCUUUCUAGACUUCUGGAUCCUUUGGUAAAUAUACAGAUAUUCACUUACAUGCACUCUAAAAUGUAUGUGAUCCAUAUUACAUACUGAAAUAUUUUUGUUAUUUGCCUGCAGUCAAUGAUUUCAUAGUUAAGACAUUGAGAACCUGGAGAGAUUUAAGGGUAGGGAGUAUCAAUGUGGCAAAUGAGACUGCAUUGAACCACAGAUGAUAAGAGGACCAUUCUGGAUAUUUCCCACAGUCCUUCUUCACUGGUUGAAAAAAAAAAAAAGAACAAACUUCAGUAAUUGUAGAUUCCUUUUGCCUGACUUUGAAGAACCCACAAUGUUGAAACAUAGCACUAGCAAGGACCUUGACAGACCACUAAUUAUCCCCUAUAGGUGAGAUUUUUAUGGAGCGUUCUCAGGCAGCAAUCUCUGUGAGGGAUAUUUAAAGGCAGAGGAAAAGAAUAUGAGUGAAAAACCAGGAUAGUAAGACAGAGGGUAGUGCAAAUAGAGAAGGAAUUACAUAGUGGCAGCCUCUACCUGAAGAAGUACAGAAAGGUAGGUCCAAGAAAAAUAGUGAUAGAGCACCAUGAUUUUGAAUAGGAGAUAGAGAGUAUUGACACUGAAGUUUGCACUGGAAAUUUUAUCCUAGGAGAAUUUGGUCAGACUGUCUUCAUAAAAACUAAAAACAAAAAGUGUCCUUUAAAAAGC